GUCGCUCCACCCUCUUUCUCUCCCCGCUCCCAGCUGGUUGAGGUGUAACAGUUCUAUCGGUCGUCCCGAAUCCGGGUUCAUCCGACACCGAGACCGGUCUGUGAGAAGCGGAACCGCCCAGUAACCGGCAGCCAUGCCUCCCAAAUUCGACCCCACCGAAAUUAAAGUCGUGUGUCUGAGAUGCACAGGAGGGGAAGUUGGAGCCACCUCUGCAUUGGCCCCUAAAAUCGGACCCUUGGGUUUGUCUCCCAAAAAAGUCGGUGAUGACAUUGCCAAAGCCACUGGAGACUGGAAGGGGCUGAGAAUUACAGUCAAACUGACCAUUCAGAACAGACAGGCACAGAUUGAGGUCGUCCCAUCUGCCUCUGCUCUGAUUAUCAAGGCCCUGAAGGAGCCCCCUCGUGACAGGAAGAAGCAGAAGAACAUCAAGCACAAUGGCUCCGUCACCAUGGAGGAAAUUAUCAGCAUCGCCCGGCAAAUGCGGCACCGGUCUCUAGCCAGAGAGCUCUCUGGAACCAUUAAAGAGAUUCUGGGCACGGCACAGUCCGUUGGCUGCAACAUUGAUGGAAGGCACCCACACGAUAUCAUUGACGAUAUAAACAGUGGUGCGAUGGAAUGCCCAGCGAAUUAAACCUGCUGUGUAGAAGAAUUAUCUACAAUAAAGAACAUUUUCUCUA
Messenger RNA from Pelobates fuscus (common spadefoot toad), 677 nucleotides. RefSeq names its product ribosomal protein L12 (gene RPL12). The record is from RefSeq and is a predicted model, not a curated record. Gene Ontology annotation, biological process: translation. The coding region runs from base 134 to 631 and encodes 165 amino acids. Gene Ontology annotation, cellular component: ribosome; cytosolic large ribosomal subunit. Lineage: Eukaryota; Metazoa; Chordata; Amphibia; Anura; Pelobatidae. Gene Ontology annotation, molecular function: structural constituent of ribosome; large ribosomal subunit rRNA binding. The transcript has 7 exons.